Messenger RNA from Cladocopium goreaui, 477 nucleotides. The record is from the annotation of a GenBank genome assembly. Lineage: Eukaryota; Dinophyceae; Suessiales; Symbiodiniaceae.
AUGAUCGUACCACUGGAUCGAUCGAGCAUCGAGCGCUGCUCGUGGCUCAAAAAAGACCGACCUGCUGACCUCGCCACGGUCGCGUCGUUAGGCGUCAUGACACGCCUUGCGGUGAUUCUCGUGGCGCUCACGCUGCGAGCUGUAGCGGGUGACCCUGCGAUGGAAGAAAACUGCAAAUACGACGCCAACGCCUUUGCCCUCUGCGGCCGAAAAUGCCGAUCGGAGCCCAAGGGACGCGCACGAGCCGAUUGUGGGGUCACUUGCUUGAUGGAACAUGUAGAAGGACUCCGUGGACACUGCGCGGGCUGCUUCGGAGCGCAACUCGAUUGUGCUCUGUCGAAUUGCUUCUACAUCUGCCCCCGGCAGCCGGCCUCGGCCUUCUGUCGCCGCUGCCGGCGCGAACGAUGUUCGCCCUGCGGCGACGAAGAUGAUGACAGCAACGACGAGGAAGGCGAAGUCAACGAACUGAGGCCGUAA